This is a messenger RNA of Symbiodinium natans, 1194 nucleotides long. NCBI's taxonomy places the organism in Eukaryota, Dinophyceae, Suessiales, Symbiodiniaceae. The record is from the annotation of a GenBank genome assembly.
AUGGCAAGCUGGGAAGAGUUUAUCUCUAGUGCGGAGCAGUCGCCCCCGCAGGCAGCUAUUCGCGACAGGGUGGUAACUGUCUUUAAGGAUGUGUUGCAUGCUGCAACUCCUUGGGAUGCUGAAGGGCUGACUGAGGAUUCCUUGACAAAUGCCAUAACAGAUUCUCCACCCGCUCUUGCACUGGCCCGGCGAACACUUCGGAAUGUAGAAGCAGCUGCCAAAGCUCGACGAGUACAGGUGUCGCAAAGCAUGGCUUUGACAGGUGCCGGAAGCGUGACAGCCAGUGCUAAGGCCUUGGCUGCAGCUAUGGCGCCAAUGAAGACGACGGACGCGCAGGACUUGUUAUCCAAAGCACACCUGACAGGAUUGCAAUAUCACUUGCAGCCUGACCAAGCCUUGUUCGACGUGUUGCAAGCUCACACGGAUGAGGCACGAAAGAAUGGAAAAACGCCCUUCCUUUUCGUGGACUUGACGGCAAAGGAUACCCUUCCGCUGUGGGUGCCCGGCGACAACGUCGGGGGGAAAUUUUCCUGGCGAGAUGAGGAAGAGUUUAGUUUGGCCAGCACUUCCCCGAUUGGGAGCUUAGGUGACCUCACCAGGGCGCUCAAAAGUGCUACCUCAACCCCACGCUUCUUCAGGUCGGUGCCGCAGUGGUCGGCAGCUUUCUGGCGAUGGGCCGUGGCAGCAGUGUCUGCACAGCACAUCACCAUGCCACAGGUUCUGGCUCAUCAAGAUGUCGUGCUGCAACUCUGCGAGCAGGAGAGGAAGCUCUGGGCUCGCAGAGCUGACAAGAAAGAUCCUUCAUUUGACCUGAACUCUGAGACUCAGAAGCUUGACAAGGACCUCAAAGAGAUUGUCAUGCAGAGGCUCAGCGUUGUCGUGCAGAUCACAGAGGUUGAAGGCAGUGGACCUGCAAGUGCGUCUUCAAGGAUGGACGAGAAGGUUACGCAACAGCUGGCCGCAGCGGAAGCUGCGCAAAAGAAAGCAGAGUUGGUUACCAAGAGUUUGGCAGCGGCUCAGAAGGGCAUUCUGGAGAAAGCUGCUGCGUCUGCGACGGUGAACACCACAACUGCCAACACCGGGGGUCAGCCAGAGGAGCGGAAGUUGUCGGCCAAGGAGUUGAAGACACAGAAGUGGUUUCAGAAACAGAAGCAGAGAAAAGAACAGCAGCAGUACAGAAAGAGAGGAAACUGA